This is a messenger RNA of Lates calcarifer (barramundi perch), 2433 nucleotides long. RefSeq names its product STAM-binding protein-like A. Bases 173 to 1480 code for a protein of 435 amino acids. The transcript has 10 exons. Gene Ontology annotation, biological process: protein K63-linked deubiquitination. The record is from RefSeq and is a predicted model, not a curated record. Gene Ontology annotation, cellular component: endosome; cleavage furrow. Gene Ontology annotation, molecular function: protein binding; K63-linked deubiquitinase activity; metal-dependent deubiquitinase activity. NCBI's taxonomy places the organism in Eukaryota, Metazoa, Chordata, Actinopteri, Centropomidae.
CUCGUCAGACCGGAAGUUGUGCUAACUGCGGAAGUGUUCAGAUCAGUACGGACGUUGGACCGAAAGGAUCCGUUUCAGGACUUUAAUUUGAUCUGGUUUUGAUCCAGCUGUAUGUAGACCUCUGGAAGCCUCGGUUUACAGCUCGAUCGGUCUCCCAGGUUGAGCUGUCGUGAUGGCGGACCACACUGAUAUCAGUCUGCAGCCGGAGGAGCGAGUCCGUGCUCUGACCAAGAAGGGAAGCACGGUGGAGGUGAACGACGACGUGCCCCCCCGACGCUACUUCCGCUCGGGCAUGGAGAUGAUCCGCAUGGCGAACAUCUACACGGAGGAGGGCAACAUCGAGCACGCCUUCGUCCUUUACAAUAAGUAUAUUACACUCUUUAUAGAAAAACUUCCCAAGCAUCGGGAAUACAAGACGGCUAACAUCCCUGAGAAGAAGGACACACUAAAGAAACUGAAGGAUGUUGCGUUUCCUCAAGCAGAGAUCCUGAAAAAAGCUCUUCUGAGGAGAUUUGAACAAGAAUAUGCACAAUAUCUUGUCAAAAAGAAAACGGAGGAGGACGCCCUGGCGCAGGAGCAGUCCAGGCAGCGAGCGCUGGACGCCGAGCGGGAGCGCGUGGCCGAAAUGCAGCGGCGGCAGCGGGAGCAGGAGCAGUUCAGUGCCUUCGAGGAGAUGAUCCGCCGCCAGGAGCUGGAGAAGGAGCGCCAACGCGUGCUCCUCGAGUUCGCCACGCCCGCCGCGCCUUCCCCCGACAUGCCGCUCAUCCCAGGCAUCCAGGGCCCGCCGCUCGUCUCCCCCACCCCUCCCCACAGCCCCGGGGACACGUACACCGGCUCCAACCACCAGUACAACCACCCUCCCGCCACCAUCGGCACACCUGCCUCCGGCCCGCCCAGCUUCGACCGCUCGCUCAAGCCCGGCUCUCUGGUCAGCCCGGGGAACAACAAUACAAUGGUGGAUGCCCUCCGGCAGUUGGCCGUCCCCGCUGAGCUGUGCCGGAGCUUUCUGAGGCUGGCCGAGGCCAACACAAGCCGAGCUGUAGAAACUUGUGGCAUCCUGUGUGGCAAACUGACCAGAAAUGCGUUUACUGUGACCCACGUCAUCGUACCAAAGCAGUGCGGCGGACCGGACUAUUGUGACACGGAAAACGAAGAGGAACUCUUUCUCAUACAGGACCAGUACGAUCUCAUCACCCUGGGCUGGAUACAUACUCACCCCACACAGACGGCCUUCCUGUCCAGCGUCGACCUCCACACACACUGCUCCUACCAGAUGAUGCUGCCGGAGGCCAUCGCCAUCGUCUGCUCGCCGAAAUUCAACGAAAUUGGUUACUUCAGGUUGACGGAUCGAGGGACGGAUGAGAUCUCCACAUGUAAACAGAAAGGUUUUCACCCGCACAGCAAAGAUCCUCCACUAUUUACACACGCGGGACACGUCACCAUCACCGACGACACUGUGUCCAUGAUGGAUUUGCGGUGAUUUUUUUUAUUUUUUAUUUUAAAUUUUUUGUUCCUUUUUUCACCAGAACACUCAUAGACUGUUUUAUUAUUAAACUGCAGAAUGCAGAAAAGAAAAACACUCAUUUUAUUUUCAGGACGGUACUGAGCAAAUACCGACCACGAGUUUACCAUUUAUAUGGACUUCAGUUGUUCUCAAAGGGAGCAACUUUGUGAAUUUUUUCUUCUUUUUUUGGCUCUGUAAGAAAAAUUCCACGUAUUAUUGCACUUUUCAAAACAAAACAACUAGUAUCCACUUAACGGACCUCUGGCUCUUCAACCCCUUCCUCUUUGUGAAUAUGUGCUAUAGUUCCUUCCUGUUCGACUUUUGUUAAUAAACAAAAAAGUAAUUUCUGUUUGUCAGUAAACAGGCAAGUGUCCGCUGACCCGGCCUUCGGUUCUGCCCUGACAGAUAAAAAGUGCCAAGGAUGAGAACAUUCACUCGCUGUCGAGUUGUUCGUUUGUGCAACAAGAAGUUCAGUGUAAAAGUUUAUAAUUGAGUCUUUGUCGUUUUUCUGACUUGGUUGUGUUUCCUUCGUAAGCCGUUGAAGUGCUCCGAGCGGUGAGAGAAACAAACGCCAGUUGUAACUCAGGUAUGCAGGCAGUGUCGCUGUUGCUGCUCUGUAUUAUAUUUUUCUAGACAAACACCAUCACUCCACUGUUUCCCUCACCUGUAAAGGGUUUUAUCUGUAGUUUAAUUCCUGCUUAUGAUGGAUCCACCUUCUAUGUUUGUGUGUUUUUGUGGAGGGAGUGUUGGUGUAGUACCUGAAUGUACCUUCUGCAACACACAUCACUUCACAUCACACUUUACUAACCACCUGGCCUGUCCUCUGUUUGCUCCCUUCUCUCGUUAGAAGAAGUAAAUGAUUAGCCAUAAUUGUGAAAAUACCCUUAAUAAAUUAAAUGCCAAGACAAAAUAAACUUAUUGUAGAUUAA